AUGUUCAGGCCGGCCUCCUCCUCGCAAAUAGCGAGGCCGUUUCGGGCGAAGCUUAACUUGCGGCGGUCGUUUGCGACGGUGCAGGACCCACCGCCCAGGCGAUACGGGGGUCUGAAGGACCAGGACCGCAUUUUCACAAAUGCGUAUUGUAGACAUGACCAUGGGCUGAAGGGGGCACAGGCUCGGGGGGACUGGCACAAAACGAAGGAUAUCGUUCUGAAGGGCGACUCGUGGAUCAUCCAGACCAUCAAGGACUCCGGUCUCAGAGGUCGUGGAGGCGCUGGUUUCCCCAGCGGUUUGAAGUGGAGUUUCAUGAACAAGCCUGGCUGGGAGAAGGACCCAAGACCUCGCUACCUUGUUGUCAACGCGGAUGAAGGGGAGCCCGGAACGUGCAAGGACCGGGAGAUCUUGCGUGGUGACCCGCACAAGUUGGUCGAGGGCUGUCUCGUCGCUGGUCGUGCAAUGAACGCAACCGCCGCGUACAUCUACAUCCGUGGCGAGUUCUUCCAGGAGGCGGCCCACCUCCAGCAAGCCAUCAGCGAGGCCUACGCGGCGGGCCUCAUCGGCAAGGACGCGUGCGGCAGCGGUUACUCCUUCGAUGUCUACCUGCAUCGCGGUGCAGGGGCGUACAUCUGCGGUGAGGAGACAGCAUUAAUCGAGUCCAUUGAGGGCAAGCAGGGCAAGCCGCGCCUCAAGCCCCCCUUUCCCGCGGACGUGGGCUUGUUCGGCUGCCCAACCACAGUGGCCAACGUCGAGACCGUUGCGGUCGCGCCGACAAUCUGCAGGCGAGGCUCUGCGUGGUUCGCGGGCUUCGGUCGUGCACGGAACCAGGGUACGAAGUUGUUCUGCAUCAGUGGACACGUGAACAACCCUUGUGUCGUCGAGGAGGAGAUGAGUAUCCCACUCAAGGACCUCAUCGAGAAGCACUGUGGCGGCGUGGUAGGCGGGUGGGACAACCUCCUGGGUAUUAUCCCCGGUGGUAGCUCCGUUCCUGUUCUGCCUAUCAAGCAAUGUGAGGAAGCACUGAUGGACUACGACUCGCUUAAAGACCUACAGUCUGGUCUCGGAACGGGUGCGGUUAUCGUAAUGAACAAGAGCACCGAUAUCGUCAAAGCCAUUGCCCGCUUCGCUCAUUUCUACAAACACGAGUCCUGCGGCCAAUGUACCCCCUGCCGAGAAGGCACGACCUGGAUGAUGAACAUGAUGGACCGCUUCGUUGAGGGCCGGGGGCACCAGCGCGAGAUUGACAUGCUUCUCGAGCUCACCAAGCAGGUCGAGGGGCGCACGAUCUGUGCGCUGGGUGACGCCGCCGCCUGGCCGAUCCAGGGCCUCAUGCGUCACUUCCGCCCGGAGGUCGAGAAGCGUAUCGAGCAGUUCCGUGCGCAGAACGGGACGGUGCUCUUUGGCGGUCGUCUCAAGAGCCAGACGGACCCCACCCUUGCUCUCCCGGAUAAUAUGGGCGCUAAUCUGCCGGAGGUCGCCCCACCCGCACAGCAGUGA
This is a messenger RNA of Rhodofomes roseus, 1500 nucleotides long. RefSeq names its product NADH-ubiquinone oxidoreductase. NCBI's taxonomy places the organism in Eukaryota, Fungi, Basidiomycota, Agaricomycetes, Polyporales, Fomitopsidaceae. The coding region runs from base 1 to 1500 and encodes 499 amino acids. The record is from RefSeq and is a predicted model, not a curated record. Gene Ontology annotation, molecular function: NAD binding; FMN binding; NADH dehydrogenase (ubiquinone) activity. The transcript has 6 exons.